GGGAGAACGGAGAACGGAGAACGGAGACUUCCGAGACGACUGAGAAGCUUUCAGGAUAUUGCAAUCAGCUACACUCAAAGGCUUGAGUCUGUAAUUCUUACAUAUCAGAAGUCCUCACUGUAGGUGAGUUAAAUUUAAUUAAGCUAAGCUGGUUUGUGAAGCAUGAUAUAGUUGUUGCAGUUAGUAAUGACGUUGGUCUAUCGCCCAACCCGUAUCCAACAAAUUAGAGACCAGAAAAAUGAUUGAGUGAAAUUUAAGUAUUGCUACGGAGGUUUAUGGUGACAUAAUAUGGGAUUGUACACUGCAAUAUGCUUUUUUCACCCCUUAGGCAUAGUAAAAGCUACAGCAUCUACCAGUAUUCCUUUAACUAGUGUCAUUGGUUUCACUUGGAGGUUAAACCUUUAAGGCAACCAUUAGGAUAUACGAGGGUGAAUAAUGAUUUUUUACAUCAUACCCUUCAUUUUUUUUUUUUAACUUCUUUUAAAGCUUAUCAUCUCUCUGUAAAUUUUUUUUCAUUAUUUUCAAUAAGCAUUUAGGCUUCCCUUAAUUUAACUCAGGUGCUUUGUGGGAGGUGCAAGACGAGAGUUUAACAUCCAUUAAUUUUGCUUCCAGUCACUGACCUAAGGGUACACAUGAGUCCAAUAUUUUAGCGUGUAGGAUUAAGAGCUAGUCAAGAGCAUGUAAAAAAGAAAGGGACAACAUUUCUAUGCCUCCCAAACACUUUGAUCACAUGCCUUUUACAUGGUAAAUUGGGGUUAUGUGAGGUUACGUUUAAGGCAGUAAUAUACAGUAAUGUACAGAAAUAUACAGCUUUGCAAAUUAACAACAACUUAGUCUAACGGUGUUUUACUAAACAAACCUGAUACUGGGCUUUUAAUUGCAACACAGCAGGUAUUUGGUGCAGCUGUUUGUUCAAACAUGGAGAGAUCAACUAUUGCUGAAGAGAAAGGUAUGGAUAUGCAAUUUAAUACCUCAAUUAGAUUAUUAAUACCCACUGGUACCAAUGAAUAACUAUACCAUGAAAUAGGACUUAUAUCAUGUCAACAUUUUAUGCUUGUGUUGCUCAAAAAAAAGUUUUCAGAUAUGUUACAAAUUAUAAGGAUUGGUAUGAGAGAAAUUUCCUAAAGUGCCCUUAAUUUAGAGACAUAUUACAUCCUUAAGCAACUACCUGUAUUUUUCUAAGAUUUCAAAUUGCUGUAAGAAUUUCCCAUCCAGUUUUUAAGUCUGAACUUUCCAUCCUUGUGUCUUUAAUUUGCCUCACUUAUUGGUUUUUUGUAAAUAUGGGAAAUUCACCUGUCUUUGUAACAUCUCUUGUGCAGAAAAUGAUUGAUUUCAGUCAGGUUAUAACUUUACCUAGUAUUGCUGUUAUGACCAACUGUUGCAAACAGUUAAUUUCUGCUUGUACAGAAAAAAGUUGAGAAUAUUUUAGAAAAGAACCAGUUUAAUAUUAUUUUCAUAAACUGCAUUUUGUUAGCAUAGAGCAUGAAGCAAAUAAUAUGAAAAUUUCCAUACACUCUUGAUUAGAAACAAGGUGUAAAAUCUUCUUCAGAUAUUCCAAAUUGUUUCCCAGAAGGAAACUAAUGUUUUGACUUUUCAUUACAAAAUAAAAAGCAUGCGAAAAUGAAGAGGUCCUCCACUGUGAUAUUGUACAGUUGUAGUAAAAUCGUAAGAUAGAGAUAUUAAGUAGCCAAUCAUUUUGCCAAUCGAUAGAGAUACCAUGUAGCCAAUCGAUAUGCCAGAAAUAAAAACAGUUGCUUGAAAUGUGUCACCAUGCACAUUUUUAACCUCCUGUCAUUGAAACAAGUGGAAUAAAUUUGGAAGAUUUGUGUGGCAGAAAUAUGUUUCAGCCUCCUGUCAUCCUCUAAAAAUUUUCAAAUCUUUGCCUUCUACUUUAAAAGGUUUUCAAACCACUGUUAAAUUUCUGGAACAUUGACAAUUUUAAUUUGUAUUUCCUUGAUGAGUUUAGUAAAAUGAAAACAACUCAUUGAUCUUAAAACUGAUUUUUGUAGUACUCAGUAAUGACUCAUCUCAUCAGAUGACAAGCACCUCUCAUCACUAAACUAAAUUACUUAAUUCUUAGGUUUUCAAAUAGUGAUAAAUCUCGACCUCCACUCUGAAAAUUUUCACUUUAGCUAAAUUAAAAAAUGAUUUUUCCACAAGUUACUGAAGCAAAGAGUUAAUCAAUUACUAGUCAUAUGAAAAAUUUUUGCAUAUGGCUGAUUUGUGAAAUUCACUAUCAAGUGGUUCUAGUACUUACUCAUACUGGUACUCAUACUCAUAAAUUUAGACACAUACAUGUGUUAACUUAGCUCUUGUAACUAUGGUAUGAUCUGGGUUCAGUCUUAAUUUGAGUUUCACACUAGUUUCAGGUAAAGAUUAUAUAUAUAUGUGAAAUUUACCAUGUGAAAAGCAGGUGAUCAAAGUGUUUUGGAGGCAUAAAAGUGUUGCCCCUUUCUUUUUUACAUGGUCUGGACUAGCUCUUAAUCUUUGUCUUCUUCUUUAGAAGAUUUUCAAACCAAUGUUAAAUUUCUGAAACAUUGUCAAUUUGUAUUUCCUUAAUGAGUUUAGUAAAAUGGAAACAAUUUGUUGAUUUGAAAACUGAUUUUUGUAGUGUUCAGUCAUAACUCAUUUCAUCAGAUGUCACACACCUCUCAUCACUAUACUAAAUUACUUAAUUCUUAGGUUUUCAAAUAGUGAUAAACCUCCACCUUCACUUUGAAAAUUUUCACUUUAGCUAAAUUAAAAAAUGAUUUUUCCAAAAGUUACUGAAGCAAAGAGUUAAUCAAUUGCUAGUCAUAUGAAAAAUUUUUGCAUAUGGCUGAUUUGUGAAAUUCACUCUCAAGUGGUACUUAAUUUUAAGUUUCUCCCUUUAAUUUAGAUGUUAAGAGGGAAUUUCAUUAAAUUUAGAUCUUCAAUGAUAUUUGUCUGAAAAUUUGCAUUGUGAUCAGAUGGAAAAUAUUUGUGGGUUUUCUUGGAUUGAUUUCAGUCAGGUUAUAACUUUACCCAGUAUCAAUCUCAUGACCAACUGUUGCUAACUGCCAAUUUCUGUUCAUACAGAAAAGGGUUGAGAAUAUUUUAGAACCUGUUUAAUAUUAUUUUCAUAUGAAAAAUUGUUGCAAGUGGCUGAUUUGUGAGAUUCACACUCAGGUGGUACUUAAUAAGUUUCUCCCUUCAAUUUGGAUGUUAAGAAGGAAUUUCUGCUAAAGGGCAUCUCAUUAUGAGGAAUGUAGUUUGCAGGGUUAACCCCACCCUACCAAUACCUUGUGGAAAUUUCUCAAGCUUACCCAACUGAUUUAACCCUUUCACUUCCACAAGUGACCAAGACAUAAUUUCUCCAAACAAUAUCAAAACAAUACAAAGCAGACAAGUGAUGAGAAUAAAGAAACUAUUAGUAUGAUGAUAAUUAGUUGACCCAACACCAAAUUCUUAGAAAUAAAAUAAUAAGAGAUGUAAAGCAGACAAUUAGAUAACUGCUGUUAAGAUCUAGAGAGUGACAAUGUGUCAUAGUGUUAUGUAUGUCCCAACACUCAUAUGGGCAAUUCCAUGUUACAGACAUUACAUUCAGAGACCACUUUUUUGAAAACUUAUUUCCUUAACAAACUUAUUUUGCACAGUUUUAAAUUUAUAAUUUGUACAAACAUUCCUCACAUGGUACUUGACUAUCAGCAGAAAAGAAACUUUCCUUUCUUUAAAAAGGGUUGCCAACAUUUUUGUGUAUAACUCUGUUACAGACAUUACAAAAAAAUAAACCUACAAUUGUAGGUUAAGAAAAAUAUCAAUCAGGGGAUUAUUGGCUGAUCCAAUAUCAAAUUCUCUAAACUAAAAUCAUAAGAACUGUAUGGAGAAAGAUGGGAGGGUUCAUAAUGAGAGCUUGGGAAUGAAAGGGUUACAAAAGUCAUUAAAUCUAGAUCUUCAAUGAUAUUUGUCUGAAAAUUUGCACUUUGAUCAGAUGAAAAAUAAUUAUAGGUUUUCUUGGAUUGAUUUCAGUUGGGUUAUAACUUUACCUAGUAUCACCCUUAUGACCAACUGUUGCAAACCACCAAUUUCUGUUUGUACAGAAAAAGCUUGAGAAUAUUUUAGAAAAAAACCUGUUUAAUAUUAUUUUCAUAAACAAAAUGGAAUGGAACAAGAUGAUUCCUUUUGCAGCCAUUUUAUUUAAUUUGUACCUGGGCUCCAUAGAUUGCAGCAACUGAAAUUGCAGUCAAAACUGCAUUUUUUUUAGCAUGGAGCACGAAGCAAAUGGUAUGAAGAUUUUUGCACACUCUUGAUUAGAAACAAGAAGGCAUAAAAUCUUCUUCAGAUAUUCCGAAUUAAUUUCCAGAAGGAAACUAAUGUUUUGACUUUUCAUUACAAAAUAAAAAGGGUGCCAAAAUGAUGAGGUCCUCCUCUUCGGUAUUUUACAGUGGUAAAGUCUUAAGAUAGAGAUACCAUGUAGUUUUGUGAUUACCCGUUCAUUUCAGUUUGUAAUAAAGUCUCCUCUUGGUGAUUCAGGCAAUCAAUUUUCCAGAAAUAAAAACAGUUGCUUGAAAUGUGUCACCAUGCACAUUUUUAGUCUCUUUUCAUUGAAACAAGUGGAAUAAAUUUGGAAGAUUUGUGUGGCAGAAAUAUGCUUCAGCCUCCUGUCAUGCUUUAUAGAUUUCCAAAUCUUUGUCUUCUUCUUUAGAAGGUUUUCAAACCAAUGUUAAAUUUCUGAAACAUUACCAAUUUGUAUUUUCUUGAUGAGUUUAGUAAAAUUGAAGCAACUCAUUGAUUUGAAAACUGAUUUUUGUAGUGCUCAGUAAUAACUCAUUUCCUCAUAUGUCAUACACCUCUCAUUGCUAUACUAAAUUACUUAAUUCUUAGGUUUUCAAAUAGUGAUAAACCUCCACCUUCACUUUGAAAAUUUUCACUUUAGCUAAAUUAAAAAAAUGAUUUUUCCACAAGUUACUGAAGCAGAGAGUUAAUCAAUUAUUAGUCAUGUGAAAAAUUGCUGCAAAUGGUUGAUAUGAGAAAAUCACUGUCAAGUAGUACUUAAUAGGUUUCUUUCUAGAGAAGUCAAGGAGGAAUUUCUGCUAAGGGGCAACUCAUUUAGAGCAAUUUAGUUUCCAGGGUUACCCCACCCCACCAGUACCUUGUGGAAAUUUCUCAAGCUUACACAACUGAUAUAACCCUUCACUCCCACAAGUGACCAAGACAGAAUUUCUCCUAACAGUACCAAAACAAUACAAAGCAGAUAAGUGAAGAGAAUAAAGAAAAAAAUAUCAACAAGGAGAUUAUUAGUUGAUCCAAUACCAAAUUUUUAGAAAUGAAAUGAUAAGAGAUGUAAAGCAGACAGUUCAGAUAAUUGCUUUUAAGAUCUAGAGAGUGACAAUGUGUCACAGUAAUAUGUAUGUCCCUACACCCAUAUCCUUAAAUAAGUGUAUAUUCCUUGUGGAAUACACAGAACAUUGUAGCUAGGCCAGUAUAAAAACAAACUGGUAGAUGAUUAUCUUUGAGGUGCAACAUAAAAGAGGAAGAGAACCAUCCAGUAAGUUAAUGCCAAAGCAAAAAACCACUGAAUGUACAUAUCAAAUAAGAGCAAAAAUGUUUCAAAUAAAAAGGUAAGGGACUAUUUUCUUUGGAAAAUGGAUUUCACCUUUUCUUGGUAAAAGCCUCCCUAAACAAGGACCCAAGCUCACUGUCGUUUCUAGUUGGAAGGACCUUAGAGUCUAUGUGGAACUUAGAGUCAUCUAACCUGUCGGGUAAUUACACAGCCUUCAAUGUGACUUCAAAUUUGUAUUGUGUCUUAAGAUAUUUUCAAGAAAUACAGUGGAUUUGAUGCUAAAUCUACAGCACCAUGUAAUCACCUUUCUCUCUCAACCAACAAGGGUAAACACAUUAACACAGCAAUAUUGAACAGAGAAGUGACUUUUCUCUUCCUUGACACAAGUUUCUCACAAAUUAAAACACAAGAUAUAUUAUUACCUUCAGAUUUAUUACACGUGUCAUUUAAGAGUAAAAAAAAAAAAAAAGGAAAUUAAAAUGGUGAUGAAAUUCUAAAUUAGGGUUUAGUAACCUGAAGAAAUGCAUAUUACUCAAAUAUCAAGACACAAUAACAUGUAUCCCUAUCUAAAGGGAAAUUUCUUUCUUCUUACAAAAAUUUUAAAGCCAAUUUCUGCCAGACUUAAGAGAUAUUUUGGAUUUUAAAAGAGAUUUAACAAUUUUAUUGUCUGCUGCACACAAGAAUAUUAAAAAUAGAAUGGUUCACAGGUAAAACCUUCAAACAAAUUUAAUAUUUAUUCAAGGGGUCUCUUAGAAAGGCAUUUCCUACAAACACAUCACACUUGUGAUUCAUCACACUCUGGCACAUGCUUAAAAACAAUAAUUCCAUUGUUUACAGCAAUGUUAAAUUUGAAGUCAUAUUUGACAUAUAACCCAUCAACAUGGAGAGGAUACACCAAGGAUCUGAAGAAGGGAAUAUACCCAUAUCAUUGGGCUGUACCACUUUUCACUGCUAUUUCAACAAUCUUCUUUAACUGUCAUUUUGAAAUAUAGAUGGUUGUCCUCAGGCUUGUCUCCAUUAGGAGACUGAUGACAUACGCACUAGUUGUUUUCAUGGUUUUCAGGAUGAACUCAAAGAAUCUACUCCUUCAAGAAGACUAGUUUCCUGAAGUAGAGCACUUUCUCGUUUCAACAUUGACAAGGGAAGAAUGCUCCCCCCACCCCACCCCCCAACCAAACAAGCUGGUCACCUCAUAUCAAAACAACUGUUCAUGAAAGCCAGUCUUGUACACAACCUUUCGUCCGUGUACGAUCACUUUCCAUUGUUACUCCUAGCUCCAAAGUUUUCAGAGUGGCAUCAAGAGCUUAAAAAAUUAUUUUCUUUCUCAGUAGAGCGUUUGUCUUUGAACAGGCGAGUUUCCUUAACGAUCCUUACGUCUAUAAUUAUAACACCAUAAGCGCAUGACUUUAGCCGACUCAAUAAAACUAAUUCAAUGACAAGAUCUUCUUUUCUACAACCAAAUGGUCAACAAACUAAUCUCAUUCUACUUACAAUUUCUUUCUUGAACAUCUUUUAGGGCUUACGUUCCGAAGUUUUCUCUCAGUUCGAUGCUAUUUGACACCAGCACAUGGUCACUAUGACCUUGGGGUCACAGGGACCAGGCACACAAUUGCGUUUCCAGGGUCCUCUCUCUCUUCCUCCCUGGAGGAAAAGAGAGGACCCUGGGAACGAGGUCGGCUGGGACGAUAAUUUUUCACGUACUUAGCAGAGUACGUGUGUUUGAGAUCGCGCAUGUUGAUUAAUCGCGCGCAAGCAAAUAUAUUUGAUUGGUCAUAAAUUUAUGUAUAUAUAUAUAUAUUUCUUUUAAAAAAAAUUAGUUCAUGAGCCCUGUUAAUUACACUUAAUAAGGCACCAAUUAGUCUUAACUAUACCGUGCCCUUCUCCAUUCCUACUUUUCUAAAUUGUAUUUCUUAUUUUUUUCUUGUAUUUUUUUUUUAAUAAAACUCUUUCCUUGGAUUUCCUAGAAACCUUUUAUGAUAUGGAUGGAGAGAAAUGGUAAUGAUGAAAAUAAAAACAGAUACGUGCUAAAAUAUUUUAGAAUGCUUUCUUUUAAGUCAAGUAAAUAAUCUUUUCCGCCUUUUCAGGAUCCAAAAACAUAAACCCUGAUUUGACAUCAAUAGAGAUGAGACGGUGGUUGGUGGUAGGAAUAUUCCUUCAUAAUGUAUUGAUCCCAUCAGUCAGAGAAAAAAUUAACAAAGUAAUGCCAGAGUACUAUAAGAGGAUGUCAGAGCGUUAUCAACUAGACAGGCAGACGUUUGGUCAGCACAAGGAAAGACUCGGAGGGGUGAAAGUGAACUAUGAGAGUAUUAAUAAUAACAAGGAUAUCGAAUGUCCAAACCCGAGCUCUCAGUAUGACUACAGGGUUAAAGAUCCAGUAUCUCUGGCUAAACUGUUCAUGGAGCCUCGUAUGGCGAAAUUUAGCGCCUUUGAUGAUGAAUUUGAGGCUUCGGCUACUCUGGCUGUUCUUGCGGGUGUCGAAGAAUUUGAAAGAAAUGUCCGUAGUGUGGCAAGAAGCUUGAACGCUGUGGUGCGGGUACCGUGGGCUCAUCCCAUCUUCUGCGUUUGGACGGAUAAGAAAUAUGAGGACUGCUUCCGGACCAUGAAAUUGCUGGUACAAAAGUUUUUUCAAAGUGAGGAUCAAAAGGGAAUACUGGUUAAACUAGAGUUUUGGAAAACUCAAGGUAAGUCUUAAGACGUUAUUAGCAGUUUUUUCUUAAGGUAGGGGUGUGUUGCUUAUUUUAUCUGAUAAUAAUAAUAAUAGAAUAAUAAUAAUAAUGAUAGUGAUAGUAAUCUUUAUUAAGGCAACCAACAUCGAAAUUUAUUGAUUUACUGAAGGUUCAUCACAUUAAGGAAAAGUAAGCUUAGACUAAAAACUAACUAAGAUGUUAAAAAUUUUAAAAAUAUAAGCAAGAUCUCAAUAGACAAAUGACAUCAUUAAAAACCAAAACAACGUGCCUUUAGACAGGCCACUUUUAAAAGUAGUCACUGAAUCUCCUUCUCUUAAAGAGGAGUCUGAUUUGCUCCAAUUACGAUUACCAAAGUCGAAAGCGUCAACUGCUAACAUAUUAUUAAAGAUGGUAUUUUUUGUGAGCGCGGUAAUGAAAUAGGAAAACAUUUUCCUUCUUGGUUGUACUUCAUUUUGGAGUAAGCAAUGUGUUUAGGAACUCAGGGGUAAAAAAUGCCUUCAUAUCUGUAUACUCACCGAAUCAGUUCACGUGUUUUAGUUACUUAUCAAGUUAUAAGAAGUUCGAUUUCAGCCUGUAAAUUGAUGAUUACCUUUUUUGUCACAGGCCUUAAAAUCUGUCUUGGUAACCCAUUGGACGAUGUCCUCUACAACAACCUACGAAAGGAAGUGGAAGCACUAUGGGACAUGUUAACAAAGUACCAAGAAACAACGGGUGUAGAGACUAAAAGAAUAUGCCAGACUCUUGAUUUGUUCAGACGUGAGGUUCAUGAAGCCUUUAUCAAACUCCGAGAUAAACAAUCAUGCCUUGAGCAAGGUUGCCUGGAAAUGGAAAGAGGACUGAAAGAGUACCUAAGGUCAGAAAUGCAAAAGUUUGAACAACGAUUCUCACGUUUUGAAAAUAGUGUCCACGAGCGGAUCGAUGGACUUGAUGGUAAAAUUGCAAAACUUUCUGAGAGGGUGGAAAGGGAAACUGCAGGAACCAUCAGUAAUGUACAAUUCGGAAAGGAAAGUAGUUCGGACUUAAGCUACAUCAGACAAUUCACACAAGAAGAGAAACACCUCCAACCUAACAAGGAGCUGGCCUCUGCUACGCAAAGUCGUGAGCUUGAUCAACCACCAGCCCUAGACGAGCUGGAUACUGUAAAAAAGAACAAACCAAAAGGAAGAAAGAAAAGAAACCAAGCAAAAUCGUGAGUAACAGCACUUUAGGAGAAAGGAAACUGUUGCGAAAAUCCGCAUAGACGGAACUUCAAUUUUUCCUUACUUUAUUGCUGUCCGAUACAAAACAACAACGCGAGAUGACCAUAUUUCGAAACCCCGCGCACAAAUUAUAGAGGUUUCUGCUUGGACCUCAACCACGCCUUAGUUGUAAUAUUUGUGAAGGAACGGAACACGAAUCUCACAAAUGAACCUUGCAAACCUUAAGAAUUGAACCUUGCUAACCUUAAGAAAUCAACACUGCGAACGUUCAUGUUAUUUAUUAAUUAGGCAUAGCAUGAAGCCGAAUACUGUUUCUCUUAUCAAAGGGCGUGUUUAUUGACACAUGCAUAGCUUUACUAUACCAGAACUGAGUUUAAUCCUUCGAGAUAAGUUGUUUUCCACGAGUACGGAUAGGUUUUUUCGACGAGCUAGAGCCUUGGAAUCUUGUAAAUCUAAUUCUAGGAGGAUAUAGCCAAUAAAAACUUAACAAUAUUUAUAUUAGCGUCAUGGCAAGCAUUAGUUUGCAAAAUAAUGUCAAGUAUGGUCAAGAGAAUAUAAAACACCUCAUUACAUGGACGUGAGUGUUUUACCGGGAACUACAACCACUUGUAGACUCAGUAAGACCACCACAUCCGGGAGCCGAGUGGCGUAUUUUUUGAGUGGCCGCGAUAUUGAACGACGACGUUUCAAUUCUCGCCGUUUCAAACUUUGCUGAAUGAACUUGGCUUGUUCGUGGUAAGGAAUGAUUAAAUGGCCGCGAGAUUUGUUAUGGUAAACGACGAAGAUGUAAAUGCACUUUCCGAAUAGAGAGAAAAGAGAACGAUAAAAAAAAUAGAUGUUAAUUUUAUGUUUACGUGGCACGAAUAAUAUCGUAAAAUAUUGCUCUAACCAAUCGAAAGUAAAAUUCAUAUCUUCUCGCCAUCGAGGAACAUUCUCUGUUUAUAUUCUCUUGGUAUGGU
This is a messenger RNA of Pocillopora meandrina, 10366 nucleotides long. The record is from the annotation of a GenBank genome assembly. NCBI's taxonomy places the organism in Eukaryota, Metazoa, Cnidaria, Anthozoa, Scleractinia, Pocilloporidae.